Molecule: messenger RNA, 2416 nt
Organism: Talpa occidentalis (Iberian mole)
Lineage: Eukaryota; Metazoa; Chordata; Mammalia; Eulipotyphla; Talpidae
Gene: PM20D1
Product: peptidase M20 domain containing 1
Exons: 13
Coding region: 48-1559 (503 amino acids)
Biological process (GO): amino acid metabolic process
Molecular function (GO): hydrolase activity, acting on carbon-nitrogen (but not peptide) bonds, in linear amides
Source: RefSeq, a predicted model, not a curated record
UGGGUUCAAACUCCAGCGGCUGACGGGCGGCCAAGACCUGAGAGAACAUGGCUCGGCCGUUCGUUUGCGUGCGGGCCCUGGCGACCGUGCUUCUGCUAGGUAUCGCCACCGUCUCCGGAUCGAUGGGCCUGCGGGGCCAAGAGCAUCGAGGGACGUCGCGAAUCCCUUCACAGUUCAGCGCGGAGGAGCGCUUCACCAUGAAAGAGGCGCUGAAAGAUGCCAUCAAGAUCCCAACAGUGUCUUUCGGCCCCGAGGAGUUCAACACUACAGCCCUCGCUGAGUUUGGAGAAUUCAUUUAUAAAGCCUUUCCAACAUUGUUCAAAACCAGCUUUAUCCAACACGAAGUCGUGGGAGAGUACAGCCACCUCUUCACUGUCCAAGGCUCAGACCCCAGCUUACAGCCUUACCUGCUGACGGCGCACAUCGACGUGGUGCCUGCCCCUGCGGAAGGCUGGGAGGUGCCCCCAUUCUCUGGGCUGGAGCGUGAUGGCUUCAUCCAUGGGCGAGGCACACUGGACAACAAAAACUCCGUCAUGGCAAUCCUGCAAGCCUUGGAGCUCCUGGUGACCAGAAACUAUGUUCCCCGAAGAUCUUUCUUCAUUGCUCUGGGCCAUGAUGAGGAGGUAUCAGGGAAGUAUGGAGCUCAGAAAAUCUCAGCCCUGCUGCAGGCCAGGGGUGUCCAGCUAGCCUUCAUCAUGGACGAGUGUGGCUUCGUCUUGGAUGGUUUCUUUCCCAGCCUCAAGAAACCCUUUGCUAUGGUUUCAGUCUCCGAGAAGGGGGCACUUAACCUCAAGCUGCAAGUAAACAUGACCCCAGGCCACUCUUCAGCCCCUCCGAAGGAGACAAGCAUUGGCAUCCUCGCAGCUGCUAUUAGCCGCCUGGAGCAGACGUCACUACCAAACAUGUUUGGAGAUGGGCCAUUGAAGAAGACAAUGCAACUACUGGCAAAUGAGUUUCCCUUUCCUACCAAUGUAGUCUUGAGCAACCUGUGGCUGUUUCGGCCCCUUGUAAGCAGGUUAUUGGAGAGGAAUUACAUAACCAACGCAUUCAUCAGGACCACCACGGCAGUCACCAUGUUCAAUGCAGGGAUCAAGAUAAAUGUCAUUCCACCAGUGGCCGAGGCCACCAUCAACUUCCGAAUUCACCCUGCACAGACAGUCCAGGAGGUCAUUGAUCUCGUCAAGAACAUCAUGGCUGACGACCGGGUCCAGUUCCAUGUGUUGAGUGCCUUUGACCCCCUCCCCAUCAGCCCCUCCGAUGAUCAGGCCUUCGGCUACCAGCUGCUCCGCCAGACCAUACAGUCCGUUUUCCCUGAGGUCAACAUUGUUGCCCCAGGCACUUGCAUUGGCAACACAGACAGUCGGCACUACACAAACCUCACGACUGACAUCUACCGGUUCAACCCCCUCUACCUGCAGCCUCAGGACUUCAGUAGCAUCCAUGGACUCAACGAGAAAAUCUCAGUCCAAGCCUACGAGACCCAGGUGAAAUUCAUGUUUGAGUUGAUCCAGAAUGCUGAUACAGAGCUGAGCCAAGUUCCUCACCUGCAUGAACUGUGAGGUUGACGGGCCAGGAUUACUCCAGGGGGAAGUCAGUGCUCUUGAAACUUUUCAUCAAAACCACAUCGUUCACCCCUAAACUCACAAGAACAAGUCUGAGGUGUGAGGGAGGAGUGUGGGAAUCUGGCUUCUCCCUUGCUCUUAACUUCACCCCUCAGCUGGCUGGCUUCACUGCCUUCCUGUCUCUAGCCUGGAGAAUUGUCCUGUCUUGUGCUAGUUAUUCAACUGUGCCACCCUCCAGCCCUUGGCAACUUAGCAACUGCAGACUUGAAAAAUCUCAACCAGGUUUUGCUUAGUUAAAGUAUUUAGUGUGUUCCUGCUAGAUGACUUUCUCCAUGGCUUACACAUUCUUGCUGUAACUUCCUUUCCCCCUUUUCUCCUCUUCAGCCCUUCAACUGCUUCUGUCUCUUUCCUCUCCUGCCCCUGAGUCCCUCCCCCGCCCCCCAACUUUAUUCUCUAUCUGGAGCAAGAGUUCAUCAAACUGUGGUGUUACCAUAAUUGUCACAACUGGUCAAAUAAAGUGACAUGUGCAACAUGUGACUGACAGGUGAAACUGAGGCAGGGAACUUAGAGGGAACCCAAGGCCCCUGGUUCUGGAGGAGGGAGCCUUAAGAAUAAAAUGUCUGGGGCCUCCCCUGGUGGCGCAGCGGUUGAGCGCUGGGCUGCGAAGCUGCCCACAGCCUCUGCAGUGCCGGUUCGAUCCCCGGCCACCGGCGAGGGUCCCACCUGGCAUGCAGACCUCUCCUGCCGCGCCCCCUGCUCCCCUCAGCAGUGUACCUCACUCCUUCUGCCUGUUCUGCUCCCCACUCUGGCUCUAGUGAAUUCUCUCACCCUCCCGCACUUCUGACUGUACCCAG